Messenger RNA from Ruditapes philippinarum (Manila clam), 1206 nucleotides. RefSeq names its product acanthoscurrin-2-like. Bases 82 to 825 code for a protein of 247 amino acids. The record is from RefSeq and is a predicted model, not a curated record. NCBI's taxonomy places the organism in Eukaryota, Metazoa, Mollusca, Bivalvia, Venerida, Veneridae. The transcript is spliced from 7 exons.
UAAAACACUGAGACGGAGCAGAACCACUGAAACCCUAAGACCUCGCAUCACUUCCACAAGUCUUUCGAAUAACUGAUCAAAAUGAACGCAGUUAAAGUCAUGAUGAUCUCCGCCUUGCUGGCAUUGACCAAUGCAUACAGAGGUGGUGGCGGUCGCGGCGGCAUGAUGAUGCCUAUGGGCGGCGGUGGAAUGGGUGGUAUGGGUGGAGGUAUGCCGAUGGGCGGUGGUAAAAAUGGAGGCGGCAUGGGAGGAAUGCAGAUGCCGAUGCCGAUGCCAAUGCCUAUGCCAAUGCCAAUGCCAAUGCCAAUGCCGAUGCCAAGACCAAUGCCCAAAGCUAUGCCAAGACCUAUGCCAAUGCCAAUGCCGAUGCCCAUGCCUAUGCCAAUGCCCAUGCCGAUGCCGAUGCCAAUGGGCGGAAAAGGAGGUAUGGGUGGUGGUAUGCCAAUGAUGCCAAUGAACGGUGGUAUGGGAGGUGGUAUGCCAAUGGGUGGUGGAAUGAACGGUGGUAUGCCAAUGGGAGGCGGUAAAGGAGGAAUGGGCGGUGGAAUGAUGAUGCCAAUGGGAGGUGGAAUGGGAGGUGGUAUGCCAAUGGGAGGUGGAAUGGGCGGUGGUAUGCCAAUGGGAGGCGGCAAAGGAGGAAUGGGCGGUGGAAUGGGUGCUGGUAUGCCAAUGGGCGGUGGAAUGGGCGGCGGUAUGCCAAUGGGUGGUGGAAUGGGCGGUGGUAUGCCAAUGGGAGGCGGCAAAGGAGGAAUGGGCGGUGGAAUGAUGAUGCCAAUGGGAGGUGGAAUGGGAGGCGGUAUGCCAAUGGGAGGUAGAAAGUAUUAAAAAAUUCCGACUGGAUGACAAUACCUGACUUUGCCAUGGAUUUUGACGAUGCUACAAUCAGAAAUAUAACGUGUCAAUCGUGAUGUGUAUUCACACCGGCGAGUUCUCGGAUAACAGCACCAGUAUAUCAAAUUAAUGAACACUUUUAUCUACACGUAUAAGAAGAAGUAAACUUGAAAAUCAGACUGUAAAUGGUGUACAUUGAUUACUAUGUAGUCAAGAGACAUUGUGCAUCUAUAGCUAACUGAUAUUAACUAAAAACCAAAAUAGAUCUGCUUAUUCGUUUCAUAUACUGAGAUUAAUGUGUCAUGCAUUUUCACCUAUGUUCUCGUCUUUUUGUGUUGUACAUAUUGGAGUUAUGAUAAUAAAAUGCAUUUUGAA